UUAGUUCUUUUCUAUCAGAACCAGUGAAAUAAGUUUCUUAAUGAUUAAAGACGUGCUUUAACAUUAGUGAUAUUUUAAUCAAAGUCUCAAUGUUUUCUGGCAUGGAAAAUUGGUCACUUGUCCUGUCUGGUUUGUAUUGUAAAUUAUUCCAUUUCUUUUGACUUCUUUAUAACAUUCUUCUUACUUUACCAAUGUUACAAAACACUCAUUUUCUAUAGAUCGGUCAUAUUUACUUACUUUCCACAAUAUUGUCAUGCCCAUUCUUAGACUUUAACUUUAUUUCUAAAAUGAAGUAGCAACUUGUUAAUAUUUUUAGUUUCAGAAAAAAACUUGUUAAUAUUUUUGGAAAGUUGGAUUAAUUGAUUGGUCGGUCCUUCAUUUGCUUUUGUUUUAUUUUUAUUUUUUUGUCCAGUUCAAAGAUUUGUGUACCACAGCAAGACCCAACAGCGUUAUCUGAAUUAUGUUAUUUUUCAGAAUAUAAUAAGAGUAAGAAUGUGUGGCUGUAAUAUUAGUAAUAUUUACUUUUGUAUGGUGGAAAGUUACUAUCAGAAAAAAAAGUUACUUUUGUAUUAGACCAAAAAAAAGUUACUAUCAGAAAUAUAAUUGUCUGCCGAAUGAAGGUGGACGUCUAUUUUUCAUUUUUUCCCCUUGUCAUCGAAUGUGCAGCUCUGACUUCUGAGAUAUGAUAUACGUCAUAAUUCAUUUAUUGUGAAUUCAUUAAAAAUACGACAGCUAUAAAAAUGUGGAGCUUUUGCGUGUGACAUGUCUUUAAAUUAUUAAACAACUCUAGCGAGCAGAACACUCACUGGAUCAGAGGGUUCGGUAAGCGAUCUUGGAUUGGAUCCGAGGGUUCAGUUAGAUUCGGCAAAAAAUAAGCGCCGUUGCCGCGGAUCGAACCCGGGUCACCCGCGUGACAGGCGGGAAUACUUACCACUAUACUACAACGACUUUGGUGUUCUAGACAAUAAUUACAUUUAUGUAAUACAUUACGCUAACCUUCAUCAUAAAGACCAAAACCAGCUUUCUUUUCUUUUUUUUUUUUUUGAACACACCAGCUUUCUUUUGUUAAAUUUGGAGAUUCAAGGUGUCUUAAAAUUGUUCCAUAAAAUUAAACUGGAGACAGAAUGUAUAGAUAUCAAAAUAUAUUGAGAUUCCAUAAUAGUGUGUCUACGUUUGGAUUAUAUCAGUUUUAUAGUAUUUAGUGUAUUGACACCAAAUGCUUUCCUGAUUAUAGCUUUCUUGAUUUUAGGCCAAAGUAUUGACUUGUUUCACAAAUAUGUUUUGCUUUUUCUGAUUAUUUCCAUGAUAUCUUGCCAACUUCUCCUUAAUUUAUUUCAAAAAAUUAACUGUAAACUCACACAAAAAUGUUUGCAUUUUGCCCUAACACUUACAAAAUUGUAAUGACUUUUUUUAUAGGUGUAAAUGUUAAGUAGUGUUAUGACUUACGAAUCACUCCAUGGACUUUGGUUCUAGUGAACUGUUAUAUACAUGAGAGGCAAGUAUUUAAUACAGUCCUGGGGUGAUUCAAAAUUUCAAAAUCAUGGAGAGCAUAGAGAAAUAAACAAGUAAAGUGGUAUUGUCGUAAUUAUACGAAUGUAUGGGCCCAUUAAGGCUGUCCUUUUACACAAAAUAUAUAUCAGUCUACCAUUCAGCUUCACGUCGAUGGCGUGUAUACAUUGCACAAAAGUUACUAUUGUGUGGCCCUCGUUUCCUUCUUCUUUUAACUAUUUAAACCCUUUUAAAAACAUAAAAUUCGGAUUCCAAUACAAAUUAUUACCUUAAAUGUUCAUAAGCAUUUAACCAAAAGUAUUCAAUCCACCUUUUUUCCUUUUAAUUUUUUUUUAAAAAUGUUUGAAUCAACAAAAUGUAGCAUGUUAUUAACAAAUUAAAAAUGCAUUUUGAAUUUUUCAUCGAAGUAUAUUUUCAGUAAACAUACCAUUAACUUACAAUAUUAGCAAAAAAAAAAUUGAUUUAAACUGGAUUAAACAGUCCGUAGGUGGAACCAUUAAAGACAAAAAAAAAAAUGAAAGAAGAAAACCGCUCAGUUUCCAUAGUGCAAAUAGGUUGCAGUACAAACCCACGUGUCCGCAUAUCAUUGGUAAUCGUGCUAAGCAGGCAGUCGCUAUCGUCCCUUCCCUACCUUCGUCUCUCUCUCUCUUACACUAUACUCUUCUUUUGCCCUCCUCACUGCUUACUCUGUCUUUCUUCCUCAGACACCAAUUAAAAAACCCUAUUUUCUUCUCUGAUCGUGAAGAGAAGACAAAUGCUGGAAGCUGCUGAUAACUCAAACGUCCUCAACAGAGGAUUCUCUCAGCUUCAGAAUUGCUUCGGUGAUUGCAGUAGCGAAGAAGAACUAACCGUCCUGCCACGUCAUACCAAAGUGGUCGUCACCGGAAACAACCGUACCAAAUCUGUCCUCGUCGGUCUUCAAGGCGUCGUUCAGAAAGCCGUCGGGCUCGGUGGUUGGCAUUGGCUGGUUUUGACAAAUGGAAUCGAAGUGAAGUUGCAGAGGAAUGCGCUUAGUGUCAUUGAAGCUCCUACAGGGAACGAAGAAGACGAUGAUGUCGAAGUUGGGCAUACACAAUGGAAUCCCUCUGAUAUGACAUGUGAAGACACUUUGAAGCCUCACAAGUCGAAGCAAAGAGGAUACAGAUCAGCGCGGUUAUCACAUAAGGCAAUGUGCAGGGCCUUAUCUUCUGACUCACACUCAAAAAGCUCGACUAUUACUCCUCCUGUGAACAUGAAGGUUGAUCUUAGCAAACUGGAUAUGCCUGCAUUACAGAGAUACAUACGACAUUUUAACCUCGUGGAUACACUUCCUAACCCGUCAAAGGAGCAACUACUUGACAUUGUUCAGGGACACUUCAUGUCUCAGGAGAUGGAUGAGCUUCAGGUUAUAAUGGGAUUCGUUCAAGCUGCAAAAGGAAUGAAGAAAGCUUGCAGGUGGAAUUUAAGAGAACACCAGAAACACUGAUCUUAACUGCAACAGCUAAAGCCCUUGAAUGGACUAACGGACGGUCACAUAUUUUUAAACCGUGGCUUCAAAGGUUGAUUAGUAGUUAAGCCUCUGUCUCUUUUGGGUUAACAGUAGAUGUUGUUAUUUGCUCAUGUAAGUACAUCAAGAAGCAAUGACCCUAAAAACAAAGAAGCCUUUAUAAUCUCUAAUUAAGCAUCCAUCUUUAUAUACGUAUUGCAAA
Brassica rapa (field mustard) is the source of this 3197-nucleotide messenger RNA. RefSeq lists its product as uncharacterized. Gene Ontology annotation, cellular component: histone deacetylase complex. NCBI's taxonomy places the organism in Eukaryota, Viridiplantae, Streptophyta, Magnoliopsida, Brassicales, Brassicaceae. Gene Ontology annotation, biological process: regulation of DNA-templated transcription. The record is from RefSeq and is a predicted model, not a curated record. Gene Ontology annotation, molecular function: protein binding; transcription coregulator activity.